This is a messenger RNA of Musa acuminata AAA Group (dessert banana), 1631 nucleotides long. RefSeq lists its product as uncharacterized. Lineage: Eukaryota; Viridiplantae; Streptophyta; Magnoliopsida; Zingiberales; Musaceae. The record is from RefSeq and is a predicted model, not a curated record. Bases 315 to 1409 code for a protein of 364 amino acids. The transcript is spliced from 6 exons.
CGUCUUCGCUGCCCUCUACCCCUUCCCCCUAUCCUCUCUGCAUCUUUCUCAUCGUCUUCCAAAGCGACGCCUUGCCAUCGUCCUCUCCUUUUCUCUCGAUAGAAUUUGCUUCCACUAACAUUUGCGGCAUAAAACUUCGCUCUGAGGGCAGAAGAGAGAUAUAGAGGCGCCGAGGACUGUGCUUCCGGCGAGGGAAGCCAUCGAUCGAUGCGCUGCGCUAAUCCUGAGAAGGCUAUAUGCAAUAUUGACUACUAACUGCUCGUUGAUUCCACUCGUCAUUGGAAAUGAUGAGGAGAUCCUGAAGGAGGAAGGCGAUGCAGGUGAAGAGCGCUUCUCCGGCUGGAGAUUGUGCCUUUUCUGCCGGCGGAUACCAGAGAGUAAGCCCAGAUAUCCUUCCUCUCAGCCAUGGAAGGAAACCCAUCCUCAAUAGAGCAUGGAAAGAUGAGACUGCGGACCAUAGCAGCCGAAACGCAACUCAUUUCCCCUGCGAAGGUAAACCCGUAAGAGCGAGAUCGGUGUUGGGAACUGCUGAUCCAUCCCCAACUCGAGAACACCAACUGCCUCGCAUCUCAUUCCCCUCGGAUUCCCCUUCCGCACUGGCCGCCUCCGACAUCCAACCUCUACUCUCUGCCCCAGUCUCCUUCACCGCCUUCCCGGCGCCGUCGAAGUCUCAGAGCCGCCACCAUGAGAUCAUCAACGGGGUGGACGGCGGCGGCGACGUCAUCCUGCAGUGGGGUCACAACAAGAGAACCCGAGCGCCGAGGGCGGAGUGCCGGGCGUCGGGCGACGCCGCCUCCGCCCACUCGCGGCAGAUGCUCAAGAUCCCGCGCAGAUCGACGGCGGGGAUGGCUCCUCCGCCUUCUGGCGGUUCGUACGCCAGGGGAGCCAAUCUGAGGACGUCUGUGGUGGUCCGUGACGCUGCUGCCCCUCUCGUCAGCAGGGGCGUGGAAGAGCGAUCAGGCGGCCCAACUCGAUCCGAGAAGCGAUCGCCCUCGUCCCUGCCGGAAAAGGCCCAGAAGAACCCCACCAACGGCGCAGCGGACGGCCACAUGAACCCCCCGGAGUCGAAGCUGGCAUCGGACCAGGAUACGGGCGGCAGCGGCAGCGCCCCUCCGCUGGUCGCGAUCGGGGAGAGGCUGAACCUGGAUCAGUUCGAGUGGCCCAAGAUUUGCAUAUCCCUCUCCCGCAAGGAGAAGGAGGACGACUUCUUGGCCAUGAAGGGCACCAAGCUUCCCCAGAGACCCAAAAAGAGGGCUAAGAACAUCGAUAAGAAUCUCCAGUAUUGUUUUCCUGGAAUGUGGCUUUCGGAUCUGACGAGAGGACGGUAUGAAGUGAGGGAGAAGAAGUGCGUAAGGAAGAAGCGCAGGGGAUUGAAGGGGAUGGAGAGCAUGGACAGCGAUUCCGAGUGAUCACAAUGGAAAUAAGUUCCAGAUCGCAUUAAUCUCUUAAAGAUCCCCCUUCGGCGUGGUGUUCUUUCCAGUUUCUUUUUUCCUUCUUUUCUUUUCCCUUAGUGUUCCUGACCUUGCCAUCCUCCUAUCUCUUGUACAGAUCUCCAAUUUCCAUUAACGGGGAAGUUUUUUCAAUCGAAGACUGUACGGUUCUAAUGUUACAUGAUUUUUUCUGUUUCUCAA